Messenger RNA from Carassius auratus (goldfish), 2315 nucleotides. Its product is annotated as vimentin-type intermediate filament-associated coiled-coil protein-like. Lineage: Eukaryota; Metazoa; Chordata; Actinopteri; Cypriniformes; Cyprinidae. The transcript is spliced from 2 exons. The record is from RefSeq and is a predicted model, not a curated record. The coding region runs from base 344 to 889 and encodes 181 amino acids. Gene Ontology annotation, cellular component: type III intermediate filament.
GCUCCAAAUAUCAUUUCCGGGUCAGGAGCUACAGGUUGCUACGAAGUUGGUGCAGAUGACACGUCAGCUGACUGGGAACAACACAAACUACAACACCUGCUCGAAUAAGAUAAUGUCACAAACCUCCGAGCUGCAUGUAAACGCGCACUGACUGACGACUGUCGGUGCAUUACAGAGUCGCGCGCCACUGCUGUAGCAUCAAGCACGCGGAGAUCGAGAGAGAGUUCAGCAUCAUUCAGUCCAGACUCCAGACCCGCGGAAGAUGAUCAGCCCAGCGGUGCGGCGUUACCGUGGGUGAGAAAGAGCUUACCGGGCUGGUGCUUUCUUCUUCCGUUUCCCGAGCAUGUCGUCCCCGUCGCCGGUGCAGAUAAGAGAGGCGAACGCGCACCUGGCGGCGCUGUACAGACGCGUCACGGACCUGGAGCAGAGGCUCGAGGACGCGGAGAAAACCGUGCGCGAGCAGGCGGAGAGCCUCAUCCGCAAAGACGAGCAACUGCGAGCAACCACGCAAGAAAUCACGGAGGCCAAGGACAAAGAGAUUUUCUUCCUCCAUGAGAAGCUCUGUCAAUCGGAGGAAUCCAUCCAUAAACUCAACCAAACGAUUAAGGAAAAAGAUUCUUUAAUCGGACAGUUACAACACCGAUGUCAGCUGUUGGACAACAUUUGCAAAAGCCGUCCAUUUUUGGACAGCAUGCUGGCCCAGAUGGCCGAGGCCGAGAGGAUGGGGCCUGUCAGUGACUUGGGGAAGCCCACGACCAACAGCUCUCUCAAGGACGGAGAGUCCACCUGCAGCCCCAGCGGCCUCUCCAACCACAAAGACUUCUCCCUCAGCGAGGACGACUCUGACGAUCAGGAAUUAGAUGGGGUUGUGUUUGGGACCACAGUAUGAGCCUCAGUUCAACUGCUCCUCAUCUCAGGUUUAGCAGCCUGUGUGUUUUACGGUUACAACUGAUUCAGUGUCUGUCAGAACAUCUGUCGUAUCAUAAAACAGGUUACUGGAGUGUGAAUGGGAGGCUAGUGUAAAGAGUGAAAGCCUGGUGAAGUCUGGCUAAUUCUGUUCGCAAAUUGGUGCAAGCAUGCCACAUAUCUUUUAGAUUUGUCCCUCAGAUUACUGAAUUUUAGGUUCAGUUUAAAAUAACUAGUUAAUUUAUCUUUAUUCUUCCCUUUUUAACUUUUAAAUUUGCAUAUGCUUUAUCUCUCUGUUUAUACCUUAUGGAUUUAUUGCGUCACAUGAAUGUUUGAGAAGAACAUCUUUAAAAUUUGCGUUGAAAUGAACUGUUACAUGCAGUUAAAUUUGUUACCAUGAUUUUUAAAAGAUGUUUUAGAGAUGUAAUAUACUGUGACAUUGCAUGCUUAGCUUACCGUUUUGUCGGAGCCACUCAGUGAGCAAUUUGAUGCAAAACAAUUUUUUUUUUUUUUUUACAAUUAUGAUGUUUAUAAAUAUUAUGUUAAUUGAUACAAUUUGUAUACAACAGAAAGUUCCUGAAAAACAGUUUUUCCUCCCCUGUUGUUUAAAAAUUUGUGCUGGAAACUCACAAGUAUCAAAAGUCAAUAAAGGGAGUAAUAUACAAAAGGAGUGCGAGGCUGCUGUAGAAAACAUACGCUGUAACUUAAGAUGCAUGUAUAUAUUUGUGAUCUAUGCAGUGAAGUUGUUCUCUGAGAGCCUCCCUUAAUGAAACCGUUCUUAAAAAAAGAGCUUCUCCAGAUAAACCGAGCAAAUCCAAGUGAGCUAAAUGCAUUUACAGGCUCAUGGUUAAGAAAUCAUAAAGAGUGUAAAAACACUUGUUUGUGUUGAAUAUCUCCUAGAGCUGUUACCUGCGUUGAAUGAAUCAUGUUACAUUUUACAUGUUAACAUAAAACGGCUGACCUAUUCGCUGUUAUUUCGGUUCUAAUGUGAUGCCAAUGCAUAUAGAUAUGGCGUAGGCCUUUCUCCAAAUUCAUUUUAUCGUUCAUUUCAUUCGGCCAAGCAAAAUCAAGUCUAUGCAAGCCUGUCAUGUUUUGCCAGAUGGAGCCAUAAUGUUGUGCAUGAGUGCACUGAUGAUGGGGCAUUAUUCAUGUACAGCGUGUCAUGUGUCCUGUUUAGAUGUGAUGGUUACACAAUAUUUUCAUGUUCGUUUUAAGAGUUACAUGUGGUUUUGAACUGCAGCAUGUUACAUAUUGGGGCAUGCCAUAUUAAUCUUGCUAGUGCCCUGUACAGAAGUGAAUAUUUUCCCCUACAGAUGAAGCAGUGCCUCCAAGACUGAUGGUUACUUGUUCAAUGGAUUUAUUUAUUCUGAAAAAAAAAAAAGUCAAAUAAACUAUUUUGUUAUUCUUCA